AUGGGAUUCUUCCCCCCCACACAGUCGGAGGAGCACAUCCUCUCUCUAAUCUCCCAAAUCAAAGACUGGCAGAUCAACCACGGCUCCCUCCUCAAACUCAUCCGCGCAGAGACCGAGCACUCUUCCCUCUGCCGCCCGGUAGGAGUCAGCGUGUUCCCGACACCAUUCCCGCGGACGCACUUCCACCGCGCACUAGAGCUGCAGACGAUCUACAACGAGCUGUACUGCGCCAUCGCGGAAGACGAGGAAUGGAUCUCCGAGACCAUCAAGGACUUGAUCCCCGUGGAACCGUUAGUGGCGAUCUUGUGGGAGAUCUACCAGGAGGUGAGAAGAGAUAUUAGGAACGGUGUUGAUAUUAAUAAUGUUUCCGCGGGAAUCUUUCGGUCGGAUUAUAUGCUUAGCCUUGGGACUCAAGGGAGAAGAACAAGAACCAGCGGUGGGGACGAGAAUGGGAAUCAGAAUCAGGGGGUGCUUCUUCUAUCUGAAACGAGGCUGAAACAGGUCGAGUUCAACACGUUCUCGUGUGCGGGUGGCGCCCACGCUAAGAGGGUCGUGGAUAUGCAUCGAUACCUGGCCAGGAGGGGGGAUUACAGUGAUCUUCACUGUGACAGUGACAACAGAAGCAAUGAUAGCCCGAUCAACAUCACUGCAGAGUCACUCCCACGGAGCGACAACGUCGAGGCCCUGGCAUCGUGUUUGAGAACGGCCCACGCAGUCUACGGAGCGCCCAAAGGCAGCGCGGCGGAUAAAACAGCCGUGUUAUUCGUCGUCCAGCCACACAACUACAAUAUCGCCGAUGAGCGACCCAUCGAGUACGCAUUGUGGAAUCCCACUGAUGGCAAGGAUGAUGACAACGGCGUAAUACCGACAUACCGGGUCGAAUUCGGCCAUGACGUACUCCACGAUACAAUCCUCACCGAGUCGCGCGAGCUCCUCUUCCACCCAGGCCCACGGAGGAAGAAGAACCAGAAACCCGUGGAGAUCUCGGUGAUCUACAUGCGAGCCGGGUAUGAGGCGGGCGAAUACAGUCCCGCAGCCGGGGGCAGGGAAGCACGGCUGCGACUGGAGAAAUCUCGGUGUAUCAAAUGUCCGUCGUUGCUUACGCAUAUCGCGACGUUCAAAAGGGUGCAGCAGGCACUUACUGCGCCCGGGGCGUUGGAGAGGUUUCUCCCUCCUGAGAAGGUCGAGGUGAUUCGAGAUACUUUCGUUCCGAUUUAUCCGCUUGAUAAUGAGUCGGAGGCUGGGAGGUAUGCGCGUAGUUUGGUUGAAAGUUACUACUGCAGUAGUACUAGUACGGAGAGCACUAGCGAUACCAAUGAUGGUAGUGGUGAUGAAACCUGCCACCGCGAAGAGAUUGCUCCGAGAAAUUUCAACUACGUCCUUAAACCCUCCCGAGAAGGCGGAGGCCACAAUGUCUUCGGCAAUGCUAUUCCCGAGUUCCUCGCUUCCAUCCCGGAGUCGGAAUGGUCAUCGUAUAUCCUGAUGGAGCGGAUUAGGGCGCCGCCGGUGACGAAUGUGUUGAUCUCGCCCGAUCAGAGGAUUAGGAUGGGCGAGGUUGUAUCUGAGUUGGGUGUGUUUGGGGCUUGUCUAUGGCGGAGCAGCAGUAGUGGUAGUAGCAGUACUAGUGCUCCUGAUGGCGGCUGUGAGAUGCUCCAGAACGCUGUCGCAGGAUGGUCGUUCAAGACGAAGAGUGCGUCUACGGAUGAGAUGAGCGUUGUGAAGGGAUAUGGGUGUUUUGACACGCCUUGCUUGGUAGAUAUAGAUUGA
Messenger RNA from Monascus purpureus, 1767 nucleotides. The record is from the annotation of a GenBank genome assembly. NCBI's taxonomy places the organism in Eukaryota, Fungi, Ascomycota, Eurotiomycetes, Eurotiales, Aspergillaceae.